Molecule: messenger RNA, 1194 nt
Organism: Vidua chalybeata
Lineage: Eukaryota; Metazoa; Chordata; Aves; Passeriformes; Viduidae
Source: RefSeq, a predicted model, not a curated record
CAGCCUCUCUUCCUUUGUUAGAAAGGCAAAAUUGCCAUUUUUGAGGCAAAAAAAAAAACAAAGACUUGAUUUGCCAUUUGCAGCUGUCUCACCUCAGCCACAGCUGCCUGUGGAGCUCUCCCACAAGGGCAGGUGGGCUGAACGUGUCCCGUGGGGAAAAUGCACCUGAUCCCACCUGGGAAGAGAUGGAGACUGCGGGCGGGAUGCUCAGGGCCACCGUCCGUGCUCUGCCACGGAUCCCUCCUGCUUUUUGUGCUGCUGGAUCUGCUCCUGCAGGGAAAACCUCUGCGAGCUGCUGCUGCUGACACGAGCCGUGGGUGCAGCUUCCGCACGGAAAAUCCACACAGCUGGGAUGUGGGAGCAGGGAAUGAGGGCAGCGGGGAGGGAACAGGAGCCAGCAGAGGCUCUGGCUCUGCGGGGACACAGACAGAGGGUGUCCCGACAGCUGCGGGCUCGUUUUUCCCUUCUCUCCAAUCAAAACAGAGUUUGUGCCUUUUUAUUUGUCCGUUUGUUUUCCACGCGAAAAUAAUUCCGAACAAAGGCUUUCCCAGAAAAAUGAUGCGAGACUUCUCCUUGGCAUUCCUGGAAGCGAUGAAUCACCUCGCUCCUUUUUUGGGGGUCCCGGCGGCGAGAGGCGCGACCCGGUGCGACAUCCGCGCUCGGGCUGUGCCACCUCCUGGUGACAGCGGGCGGUGCAUCCCUGCAUCCCUGCGUCCCCGUGUCCCUGCAUCACUGCAUCACUGCAAACCUACAUCCCUGCGUCCCUGCAUCCCCGUGUCCCUGCAUCACUGCAUCACUGCAACCCUGCAUCCCCGCGUCCCCUCAUCCCUGCAUCCCCGUGUCCCUGCAUACCUGCAUCCCUGCGUCCCUGCAUCCCUGCAUCCCUGUGUCCCUGCAUCACUGCAUCACUGCAACCCUGCAUCCCCGUGUCCCCGCAUCCUCGCAUCCCUAUGUCCCUGCAUCACUGCAACCCUGCAUCUCUGUGUCCCCACAUCCUCGCAUCCCUGUGUCUCUGCAUCCCCACAUCCCUGCCUCCCCUCAUCCCUGCAACCCUGCAUCCCCGCGUCCCCACAUUCCUGCAUCCCCUCAUCCCCAUAUCCCUGCAUCCCUGCAUCCCUGCAUCCCCACAUCCCAGCCCAGCCCCCCUCCCCCGGUCUGCAUCGCCAGGACUUUCUGGUUUUGUUACCCAACUGA